GCAUCCAAAAUUAAACCCUAAAUUAUUUUCACAAAGAAAAAGAAGAGAAUCUUCAGUUUCUUGUAUGAAUUGGUCAAAACAAACAAAAUUUUGUUAUUAUUUAGAGUUGUAUUUAGAGGUCAACCCUUUUUGAGACAAGUUCGUUGGUUGGUGGGUUCCCAUUUUCAUUUUUCCCAUUAUUUUUUAUUUCGUUUGUUUUUCUUUCUUAUCUUUUGCAGAAAACCAACCAACGAAAAUAAGAUUAAUGCCAUAUUAAUCACCCCUAAGCUCCUGUUUGUUUCCCAAGAAAAUUUUCUGAUCUCAAGGUUGAAGUGAGAAAGUUGUGAGAUUUUUUUUUUUUGGGUCGGAGAAAUGUUUGGAGAUUUCAUCACACGAUGCCUGUUGAUGGCUUUUGGGUAUGCAUACCCAGCAUUCGAGUGCUACAAAACUUUGGAGAGGAACAACAGGAAUCUUGACGUUGAAUCACUGCGUUUUUGGUGCAAAUAUUGGAUUAUUGUGGCAAUUUUCACAGUUUUUGAGAGGAUUUCUGAUAUUUUAAUAGCAUGGCUUCCUGUGUAUGGUGAAAUGAAGCUGGUUUUUCUUGUCUACUUAUGGCAUCCAAAAACAAGGGGAAGUGGGCACCUGUAUGGAACAAUGUUGCAGCCAUAUUUGGUGAAGAAUGAAGCAGAGAUUGAAAGAAUGUUGGUGGAAUUGAAAGUGAGGGCUUGGGAUUUGGCUUACCUUUUCUGCACAAACUUCUCAGAAAUGGCCCAUUCCACCUUCUUCAAAGUCCUCAAAUAUGCUGCUGAUUUCCAGUCCUCAAAGUUCAAGAACUCCCCCUGGAAAAUCGAUCAGCAACCUCCCAUGGAGUCUCCACCGCCUCCAAACAAAUUGCCGUCGUUCUCCGCUCGAGCCGGCGUGCAGACGGCCGACUCGCAGAGAGCCGCGGCGGCGUCUGGCGUCGGAGGCGGCGUUGCGGAUUCGGAGACGGCGGAUGCUGCAGACGGUGGCCAAUCUCCAGACUUCUGCGAAGCACAGGAUAAUGAGCAAGAUAAACCUGCAUCUCCAUAUCCCCCAGGGGUACGAACUCGAUUGAGGCGAGUUAAACCGCUAUCUUAAUUUUGUAAUUGUAAGAACAAAAAAAAAUGCUGUACAAAAGAAUUGAAUCGAUCGAAUUCAGAUGGAGAUUCAAGAGAAAUUGAAACUGGAAUUCUUUCUUGUGUAAAAUGUAAAUUAUUCGAAUGUUCGUUCAAAUUGAAUCUGUUUUUCUAUGAAUGUUGAUUCUCUUUUGCGAUUGGAUUGCAAACCUUUUUUUCUGUAAGAGAAAAGAGAGGGAUUUUUACAGCGGAAUCAAAUCUAGUCGAUUACAGCGGCAGAAGUCGUCGUCGUAGUCAAUACGGCAAUCCGAAAUCUGCGAAAACGACGCCGUCACAAGCAAAUGCAGAGGCGAAUAACUCGGACAAUGGCCGGGAUUACAGUCCCUCUGAUGAAUCCGAGACAAUCGGUGAUCGGAUUUCCGGCGGAGAGGCGGAGGCAGACACGGUGGAAAAAAUUAGGGCCGGCGGAAUAGGAAGAGGCGGACAUAGGCUGGAGGUAAGCCCAGGCGGCCUGCUUAACGAGGCGGUUGCGGAUCGAGAUUUCGUAGCCGGAGUUAGGGGCGGAGGCGGCGGUCGGAGAGUUGACGGCGGCGGUGGAGGGGAGGAUGUCCUUGAGGGAGGUGUAGGAUUGGGAGGAGGACUUGAAGGAGAGGAGCCUCAAGUCAAUCGGCGAGGGCGGCGGAGGGGGGAAAACGGUGCCGUCUGGCGGAGUCAUGGCGGCGGAGGAGGGAAUCGGAAUCGAGUUUCUGCGGCGGAGAACUGGUGGUGAUAGCGACGGCGCUGGCGGUGCGGCGGAGCCGUCCAUAGAGAGAGAGAGAAUAUGGUGUGGUGCGGUGAGAGGGAAAUGGAAGAAUAACGUUUUUUGGGAAACUCGGCGGCUUUGCGUUUGCAAUUAUUGGCCCAAAGUUGUCUCCUUCUGACGUGUUUUCCUUAUCAAUUUUAUUUUUAUUUAUUUAUCCAAAACAUUUUAUUUGCCUAA
Momordica charantia (bitter melon) is the source of this 2055-nucleotide messenger RNA. Its product is annotated as putative HVA22-like protein g. The record is from RefSeq and is a predicted model, not a curated record. NCBI's taxonomy places the organism in Eukaryota, Viridiplantae, Streptophyta, Magnoliopsida, Cucurbitales, Cucurbitaceae.